Molecule: messenger RNA, 1771 nt
Organism: Humulus lupulus (European hop)
Lineage: Eukaryota; Viridiplantae; Streptophyta; Magnoliopsida; Rosales; Cannabaceae
Exons: 2
Coding region: 436-1008 (190 amino acids)
Molecular function (GO): zinc ion binding; nucleic acid binding
Source: RefSeq, a predicted model, not a curated record
AUGGUCCCAAUCCGUGAAGAUGUACCUGCGUGGUCGCGGACGCUUGGGGUAUUUGACUGGUUCUACUGCUGCUCCUGAACCUGCUGAUCCAUCUUAUGACGAAUGGGAGUUCGAGAAUUCUCUUAUCAUGGCGUGGCUGAUCAACUCAAUAGAGGUGGAUAUUGGUAAGACUUAUUUGUUUCUUUCCACUGCUCAAGAAAUAUGGGAAACUAUCCAGGAAGCUUUCUCAUAUUUGGAGAAUUCUGCUCAAGUUUUUGAACUCAAAUCUCGGCUUCGGGACCAGUGACAAAACUCUCUUACGGUAACUCAAUAUUAUGGUGUUCUUUAUAAUCUUUGGCAAGAAAUUGAUAUAUUUUAUGUUCCUGAAUGGAAAUGUUUAGCUGAUGCCUCAUUUUAUCAAAAAAUGCUUGAUCGAGAGAAACUUUUUGAUUCUCCAUGGACUUAACCGAGACCUCGAUGAGGUACAUGGUCGUCUCUUUGGAAAAAAAUCCUCUUCCCACCAGCAAAAGAGUCAUGAUGGGUUUCCCUCUUGCUGCUGAAACUGAGCAAUCUGCUCUCGCUGCCCGACGUCCUAAUAAUGGUGAUGAUUCUCGAGGGACUCGUCGUGAUCGUCCCUGGUGUACUCACUGCAGUAAGGUUGGUCAUACCAAGGAGACAUGUUGGAAGAUUCAUGGGAAACCUGCUGAUUGGAAACCUCGAUCCUCUAUUCGUAACAAUUCUGACAGCCAGGCCUUGACAGCAGCACCAACCAAGGCUUUCCCAUUUUCUCCAGCCCAAAUCACUCAACUCCAUCAGCUAUUGAGCACGACAACCAAUGCUUCCGCAUCUGAUCCUUCGUCUACUUCCACUCAAGGUACCUCUGCUGCCUUCAAUGCUCAAAAAUCUGCCUGGAUAGUAGACUCUGGGGCUUCGGACCACAUGACUGGUCAGUCCAGUCACUUUACCACUUAUACUCCUUGCCCAGGAUAUGUCCUCGGGGAAGAUGAUUGGGAAUGCAAAGGCAUGUAGCGGGCUAUAUUACUUUGAUCCGUUUCCUCCUGCUCAAGUUGAUAACGCUUUUAUUUCUGGUUGUAUUUCUACCAAUAAUAAUGAUAUAAUUCGGUGGCAUUAUAGGCAAGGUCACCCUAGUUUUUCAUAUUUAAAAUAUUUAUUUCCUAAGUUAUUUCAAAAUAAAGACUUGAGCUUACUUAAAUGUGAAAUUUGUCAAUUCGCCAAACAUACACGUGCUGUUUUUCGCUCUAUCCCCUACAAUUCAACUCAGCCUUUUAAUCUUAUUCAUAGUAAUAUAUGGGGACCAUCUAAAAUAACCAAUACUACAAAUACAAAAUGGUUUAUCACUUCUAUUGAUGAUCACACACGUGUUAGUUGGGUGUUUUUGCUUAAAUCCAAAUCUGAUGCUGCCAUGAUUUUUAAAAAUUUCCACUCUAUGGUCAAAAAUCAAUUCAAUGCAAAUCUCCAAGUCUUACACGCUGACAAUGGAACUGAAUAUUUCAACUCAAUCUUAGGUGAUUAUCUUCUUUCUCAUGGCAUUGUGCAUAAAAGUUCAUGUGCAGGCACACCCCAACAAAAUGGGAUUGCUGAACGAAAAAAUACACCUAUUGGAAAUUGCUAGAGCAAUUAUGUUCACAACCUCAGUUCCAAAACAUUUUUGGGAUGAGGCUAUCCUCACUUCUGCCUAUCUUAUCAAUAGAAUGCCCUCUUGAGUGUUGAACUUUCGCACUCCUCUAUCUAUGCUUCUCAAGGUAUAUCCAAAUACACUGCUGGUUUCUAA